AUGGAGGCGCCCCUGGUGAGCCUGGAGGAGGAGUUCGAGGAGGGGCCCGGGGACGAUGGGGGGACCCCGCAACGCACCGCGGACCCGACGCUGGCGGAGCUGGAGAGCUUCUCGGCCGAGAUGAUGAGCUUCAAGUCAAUGGAGGACCUGGUGCAGGAAUUCGACGAGAAGCUCACCGUCUGCUUCCGCAACUACGAUGCUGCCACCGAGGGUCUGGCCCCCGUGCGGGGGCGUCUCCAGGCACAGGAGGAGGAGGAGCGCCUCCAGGAUGAGGAGGUCUGGGAUGCCCUCACCGACAGCUUCGCCCCCCGGGGCUCCCCCCGGCCCUGGCUGCUCCCCGGGGCCGAGGCCCCCGACGGCACCGACCCCCAGCUCUGUGAGAAGGAGGAGGAGGAGGAGGAGGAGGAGGAGGAGCUCACUGAGAGGAGCGAGCAAGACUCGGGCAUCAACGAGGAGCCACUGCUGACAGCUGAGCAGGUCAUUGAGGAGCUGGAGGAGCUGAUGCAGAGCUCGCCCGACCCUGAGGCCGACCCUGAGGGGGAUGAGGACGAGGAGGAAGAGGAGGAGGAGGAAACCGAGGCCGAUGCUGAUGGCGAAGGCGGUGGCAGGGGCACGGAGCCCAUCCUUCUGCGUGAGCUGUGCGCUUUCUCCCCUGCCUUCAACAACAACUGCUCCCAUGAAGGUACGGCCAAGAAAAUCCAGUAUCUGAACACGGUGAUUCCCUACGAGAAGAAGGGGUCGCCGCCCUCCGUCGAGGACCUGCAAAUGCUCACUAACAUUCUGUUUGCCAUGAAGGAGGGGAACGAGAAGGUGCCCACACUGCUCACGGACUACAUCCUCAAAGUGCUCUGCCCAACCUGA
Egretta garzetta (little egret) is the source of this 861-nucleotide messenger RNA. It is a transcript of the gene FEZ1, whose product is annotated as fasciculation and elongation protein zeta 1. The coding region runs from base 1 to 861 and encodes 286 amino acids. NCBI's taxonomy places the organism in Eukaryota, Metazoa, Chordata, Aves, Pelecaniformes, Ardeidae. The transcript is spliced from 8 exons. Gene Ontology annotation, cellular component: cytoplasm; axon. The record is from RefSeq and is a predicted model, not a curated record.